AUGACAACGAUGUUCGUCCAACUGCGCCGUGUGGUGUACCUGUUGGUACUUCUGCAGUGUUGUGCGUAUUUGGCGCGUGCAAACGAUGGUCAGAAUACUGAAGAGAAUGUUGUUGGGGCGGAGAAAAAGUUGGUGGAAUGGAUGAAGAGGGAGAAAGAACUUUUGGGGAAGGGAAAGGGAUGUGUGAAGGUGUGGAAGGAGGAAAAGGAGUCGUGCGUUGCAAGAUCGACACCGACCAAGGGCGCUGCCGAUGCCGUUGUUGCUCUUCUUAAGAAAAUUAAGGAUAAAGUGGGGGAGCUUGUCACGUCGACAGGUGGGGUCAAUGGUGGUAAGGUUCGCGUGGAAGAGGUUAAGGAAACGAUGCAAAAAACACAAGAGACAGUUAACGAUACGAGAGCAACGCUGGACGAAACAACGACUGUAACCAACUAUUGUUACCAUUAUCUUGAUUACUGGAAACAAGAAGUAGAGGCCAAGGAUGACACACGAAAAUACUACAUUAGUGAGAUUGAGGGCGCAAAAGACGAGUACAAGACACCAGCGAGAAUAGAACUCGUUGAGGAAAGCAACAAAAUGCAUGAGAGUUUGACUUGGGGAAUGGAAGAGCUUGCCGCUGUUCAUAAAUGGAGUUAUGCCUGCGCGAGGGAAGUCAAGGAGGAAAUGGUGAGGGCGAAUCGAUCGAUGAACGAAAUCGAGGAAGUUUUUGAUGACCAUAAAGAAGAAGUAAAAGGAGCCAGAAUUGGCACUGUAACAGUUGCGAAGAAAUCUACGAUAAAGGAGAGACUGGAUGUCGCAUGGAAAGAGGCAGCGCUAAAUAUAGAAAAGGCAAAAGAGGAAGAAAAACAAAAAAAGAAACAAGCAGAACUGGAGAAAGCAAAAGCCCAAAGGGAUAGAGAGGCCGAGGAGAGAAGAUUGCAAGAACAGGCCCAAAGGGAAAGACAGGCGCAGGUGGAAAAGGAAAAAGAACAGGCCCAAAGAGAAAGAGAAGCCGAGCAGAGGAGCGUGCAAGAACAGGCCCAAAGGGAAAGACAGGCGCAGGUGGAAAAGGAAAAAGAACAGGCCCAAAGGGAAAGAGAAGCCGAGCAGAGGAGGGUGCAAGAACAGGCCCAAAGGGAAAGACAGACGCAGGUGGAAAAGGAAAAAGAACAGCUGGAACGGGCAGCGGAAGAGGCGAAAAAAAAAGCAGAAGCAGCUAAGAAGAAUGAUAACAGCAACAGUCCUGCAAUGGUGCAGAGUUCCAUGCUGUUUCUUGUGUUGUGUGUGUUGGGUUGCACUCUCGUUUGCUGA
Messenger RNA from Trypanosoma theileri, 1287 nucleotides. RefSeq names its product transglutaminase. The record is from RefSeq and is a predicted model, not a curated record. Lineage: Eukaryota; Euglenozoa; Kinetoplastea; Trypanosomatida; Trypanosomatidae. The coding region runs from base 1 to 1287 and encodes 428 amino acids. The transcript has a single exon.